AUCCCAUCGAAAUAGAUUUAAUUUUAAUAUAUAUAUUUGUUUUAAACUUGAAUUUUAGGCUAAGAAGAAAACGAAUCAUUUUGUUUUUCUAUAUGAAAUAGAAAAAGAAAUGUAAAGAAAAUUAUAGAAUUGAUGGAAGGAAUAAUGAAUAAGCUAAGGCAUUUAGAUGCAUAUCCAAAGGUAAAUGAGGAUUUCUACAGCCGAACACUCUCCGGUGGCUUCAUCACUCUCGUCUCCUCCGUCUUUAUGCUCUUGCUCUUCUUCUCCGAGAUCCGAUUAUAUCUGCACCCUGUGGUUGAAACAAAGCUUGUGGUUGACACUUCAAGAGGGGAAACUCUACGCAUCAAUUUUGAUGUCACAUUCCCUGCUAUCGCAUGCUCAAUUCUCAGCCUUGAUGCAAUUGACAUAAGUGGAGAGCAACACCUUGAUGUUAAACAUGACAUAGUAAAGAAAAGGUUAGAUGUAAAUGGCAAUGUUAUAGAAGUGAGACCGGAUGGGGUUGGUUCUCGCAAGAUGGAAAAGCCUUUACAGAGGCAAGGUGGCAGGCUCAAGCACAAUGAGACGUAUUGUGGUUCAUGUUAUGGUGCAGAAUCGAUUGAUGGUGAGUGUUGCAACUCCUGUGAGGAAGUUCGUGAUGCAUACAGAAAGAUAGGUUGGGCUAUGUCAGAUCUGGAUUUGAUUGAACAGUGCAAGAGAGAGGGCUUUUUUCAGAAGAUUAAGGAUGAAGAAGGUGAGGGGUGUAAUAUUUAUGGCUCUUUAGAAGUUAAAAAGGUGGCAGGGAAUUUUCAUUUUGCACCUGGGAAAAGCUUUGAUCAAUCAAAUAUUCAUGUACAUGACUUGCAAGCAUUUCGAAAGGACAGGUUUAAUUUAAGUCACACGAUCAAUCGGUUAGCUUUUGGAGAUUAUUUCCCUGGUGUGGUGAAUCCUCUUGAUGGUGUCCAAUGGAUGCAAAAACAACCAAUUGGGAUGUACCAGUACUUUAUCAAGGUUGUUCCUACCAUGUACACAGAUGAGAACGGACACACUAUCCAGACAAAUCAGUUUUCUGUAACAGAGCAUUUUAAAGGUGCAGAAAGAGGCCUUCUCGAUAACCUCUCAGGAGUUUUCUUCAUUUAUGACCUUUCUCCUAUCAAGGUGACUUUCGCAGAGGGACAUGUCUCAUUCUUGCACUUCCUAACGAACGUUUGUGCUAUAGUUGGAGGCGUUUUCGCAGUUUCGGGAAUAAUAGACUCGUGUAUAUACCAUGGUCAAAAAGCAAUGAAAAAGAAGAUGGAGAUAGGUAAAUUCAAUUGAUGAUGGAUAGAGCUGGUGGCUUGAAACUGGGGGGCUUCCGCUUCAUCUUAAUUCCAGUUGGGGGGAAUUGAAGCAAGCAAAAAUGAUAGACCACUGCCCCGUACUUACCCCAUGGCCUGUUCAUUCAUUACCGACCGAAAUUCUGUUCACAAUUCUCUCGUCUAUGCUCCAAUUAUAUCGAUUGAUCGGUUCAUAUAAAAGAUGUAUCGACACAAAUUUGGGUAAAUUUCAUUCAAUUGCUUCAAUUUUGACCAAUCAUAAA
Messenger RNA from Gossypium arboreum, 1555 nucleotides. RefSeq lists its product as uncharacterized. Lineage: Eukaryota; Viridiplantae; Streptophyta; Magnoliopsida; Malvales; Malvaceae. The record is from RefSeq and is a predicted model, not a curated record. The coding region runs from base 133 to 1293 and encodes 386 amino acids. Gene Ontology annotation, cellular component: endoplasmic reticulum; COPII-coated ER to Golgi transport vesicle. The transcript has 13 exons.